UAGCGUGCAGGUCGACGCUCACCAUCACCUCCUGUCCUUUCUUGUUUGAAACCCCUGCUCUCCCUGUUAGUUUCCCUGGUCCUGCCAAAUCCCACAUAGCCCUUCUUGACCAUAACCAAGGCUGCAAACAGUGAAACAGGGGACGAGGCGACGCCGGUCACCCGCGGCCACCGAGGAAGCAGCAGGGCGGCAGCGACUGCGGCGUCCCCUGGCGCCAACACACCGACUGGGCAAGGAAGGCAGCGACUGCCCUCACCUCGGACCCCCAUCGCCGGCAAAGAUUGCGAGACCUCCGCCUGGACUGCUGCGCCGCCGUCUCCUCAAGACGUUGUGGGCUCCUCAAGCAAGCCCGCCCGCCCCACCCUCCCCUGGCAGCACUCUCCGAGGAUGACCGCGUGAACCGGGAAGGCUGAACUCUUUCUCUUACUCUCUCUCUUCCCUCUCCUCAACGCUGGUUCCCUCGUGCUACGUCACUUUCUACGCUGCUGCUGAGCGUUCCCCCGUGCCCGUUCCGCUGCCAGCCACCAUUCUGUCCUGCCCGGUCCUCCCUCACACCGCCGCCGCCACCUCCACCACCUCAGCCACCAUGGCAGCAGUAGACACCAAGGCACUCGAAGGCCCCUCCGUCACUCUCACUGUCCGCUUGAUUAUGCAAGGAAAGGAAGUGGGAAGUAUCAUUGGAAAAAAAGGAGACAACAUAAAAAAGUUCAGAGAAGAGAGUGGUGCCAAAAUCAACAUCUCGGACGGUUCAUGCCCUGAGCGCAUUGUCACGGUCACUGGGUCGACGGAGGCCAUCCUCAAGGCCUUCUCGCUCAUCGCAAGAAAGUUUGAAGAGAUGUUGUCCCUGCUGUGCGUGCCUGUGCAGGCGGCCGCCGUGGGCCCGACCCUGCAGGAGCUGCAGAGCAACGGCAGCCACCUGCCCAAGCCCCCAGUCACCCUUAGGCUCAUCGUGCCCGCCAGUCAGUGCGGAUCCCUCAUCGGCAAGGGUGGCUCCAAGAUCAAGGAGAUCAGGGAGGUGACAGGUGCCUCAAUUCAGGUUGCUAGUGAAAUGCUUCCAAACUCCACUGAGCGCGCUGUUACUGUUUCUGGGACGGCUGAUGCUAUCACAAAAUGCAUCUACCAGAUCUGUUGUGUCAUGAUGGAG
Messenger RNA from Ixodes scapularis (black-legged tick), 1144 nucleotides. RefSeq names its product poly(rC)-binding protein 3. Gene Ontology annotation, cellular component: cytoplasm; nucleus. Lineage: Eukaryota; Metazoa; Arthropoda; Arachnida; Ixodida; Ixodidae. The record is from RefSeq and is a predicted model, not a curated record. Gene Ontology annotation, molecular function: mRNA binding. Gene Ontology annotation, biological process: regulation of gene expression; regulation of RNA metabolic process.